AGAUUUCAAUUAUUUUCAAGUCUAAAAGACCAAAACUGUAGCAAAAAGACAAGCUUGUUACUUUGUCUCAUCCUCUGACAUACUCAUCUUCAAAUUUUUUUCCCAAUGGUUAAUCUGCCAUCUUAUUUUUAGUUAAACCUCAACUUGAAACCCAAAUCGAACACAGGCGGUGAGCCCAGUUGCAGCUUAGUUUUGCUCUUGUUUUUUCAUUAUCUGAUGUGAUUCUCUGCAACUUUUCUGAGACACUUUUCUGCCACACAGCCAAAACCUAGUCUUUUCUUAAGAUAGUCACCUUUGGAUUUAGAAAUGGGGUGUGCUACUUCAAAGAAAGAGGUUGAAGAUGGUGUCGUGUCACUGUGUAAAGAUAGAAAACGCCUCCUGAAAUUAGCUGUGGAGCGUAGGUAUGCUCUUGCAGAUGCUCAAUGUAAGUAUAAUCAGUCUCUCUAUGCGAUUGCAGCUACCAUAAGGCUGUUUGUAGCAAGGCAUUCCUCUCCUUCCUCUCCUUUCCUCAUCACUUUCCCAGCUACUUCCACAGAUGAGGCUGCUGAGACCCCUAUCGCAAAUUCCAUGUUUUUUAAGCAAAAACCCACCGAGCCCACACAUGAGACCAUUCCCUGUCAAUCCUCUCUUUCAACAGUUUUUCUGAAGAGAGGGGGUCAAGAUCAAGGACAAGAUGAAGGUCCAAGAACUGAAGAAGGCAACGAGGGUUGUCUUGAGUCCUCAGAACAAGAGGAAGAAGAUGGGAUCAUUUGUGAGCAUUUUUAUGAUGAAGAGGCUCCACCAGCAAUGCCAUCGCAAGAAAAGGAGUUUGCCUGGGAUUUCUUCAACCCUUUUGAUGAGGCGAGGACAGGGGUAGUGAGCAGCUUCAGUGACAAUUCUCAGGAGGAAUUUAGAGCGGUGAGAGAGAAAGAGGGAAUCCCUGACCUGGAAGAAGAAGGUGAGAGAAAGGUUGAGAAUGCAACAAAUGCUGAUGGUGGCGAUGGGGAGAGUAAGAAUAAGAACAAGCAUACAGAUUUGAGUAAUGGGGAUGACCAUGAUGCAAAUAUGAGCCAAGGUGAAAAGAAUAGUUUCAGAAUUAUUAAGACACCUACUGCUACAAAUGAGAGGGAGUUGUUAGAAGCUUUGAAGGAUGUUGAGGACCAUUUUCUUAGAGCUUAUGAAUCUGGCUUGGAUGUUUGUAGAAUGUUAGAGGCCAAUAGAGUUCAGCUGCAAUCUGGUUUGGAGGAACUUAAAGAGAGCUCAAAUAAACUUAUCCGGUCAAUUACUUGGAGCCGAUCUCCGCUAUCACGAUCUUCGUCCUGCAAAAGUCUUGUUUCGUGUAGUUCCAGAAGUUCUUCUACAUGGACAGAAUUAAAGACUGAUAUGUUUCAUGAUUAUGGAGGAAUGGAAUCUGGAAGCCACUCAUUGACCCUAGGAAGGUUGUAUGCUUGGGAAAAGAAACUCUAUGAGGAAGUGAAGGCAGCAGACCAGACCAGGAAAACUUACGAUCAGAAAUGUUCUCAGAUGAGAAACCGCAAUGCUAAACGAGAUGGCCUCUACUCGGGUGACAAAACCAGAGCUGAAGUGAAAGACUUGCAUAGCAGAAUCUCGGUUGCGAUACGAAGUGCCGAAACGAUCUCUGGAAGGAUUGAAAAACUGAGGGAUGAAGAGUUGCAGCCGCAACUUAUUGAGCUGCUACAUGGCCUAAUGAGGAACUGGAAGAUAAUGAUGGAAUUGCAUGAAACCCAAAACCGAAUCAUGUUCGAAGUUACCUCUUUCAACUGUCCUACUUAUGGAAAGUUUUGUAACGACUCUCACCGGCUUGCUACACUUCAGCUUGUGGAAGAACUUCAUAAUUGGCGCUCUUGCUUCGCUGCAUAUUUAUCUGCACAGAAGGCAUACAUUGAAGCUCUCAGUAGGUGGCUUUCCAAGUUCAUUUCCCCUGAAGUAGAAUUAUGCUCCAAGAAGAGGUAUUCCGCCCCGGCAUUAGGAGUCGAUGGACCACCAUUACUGGAAACUUGUCUUGAAUGGUUGGCUAGCUUGGAGAAGUUGCCGAAUGAAGCUGUUGUUCGUGCAUUAAAAGCUUUGGAAAGGAUAUGCACGCACUUUGGGUUCAACAGGGUGAAGAACAAAACAGAAGAGGAAGGUUGAUGGACUUGCAAAAGAACUUGAGAGGAAGGUCUUGGCAUUCCAGAGAACUGAGAGCCGGGUUCUCAGUUCAAAUUAUCUGAGCAGGAAUUAGAAGUAAAUGUUCGGAGUCGGAUCGAGUAUUUGGCAGAACAGAAAAACCUACUGGAUACAUUCAGGAAAAGAAUAGAUGCCGAGAAUUUAAGACACCGAACUGUCAUGGAAGAGACGCAGCAGAUAACUGUGAAAGGAUUCCAAACAGGAUUUUAUUCAGUUUUCAAAUCCCUGAUUGAGUUUUCAAAUGCUUCCGUAAAAAUGUAUGCUGACCUCGUGACACAUUGCGAAACUGCCAAGGCACCGGAGAAGGAAGAUGAAAGUGAACCAAACUAUGUAGAUGAAACGAGUUCUUAUCUUUGGGGUUGAAGUGACUGAGACAGGAAAAGCCUGAAAGAGAACCCGGUUAUAUUAUACCUUAUGUUCUUUUCAUUUCUCACAUAUGGAGUUUCAUAAAUAAGUCUCCCGAUCAGCUUGCUCGGGAAUCGUAUUUGUGGAAAGCUAUUGUACUUAGCUGAUUGUAAGUAUUAAUGAUCUUAGUUUGAUGCUAA
Hibiscus syriacus is the source of this 2711-nucleotide messenger RNA. RefSeq names its product protein ROLLING AND ERECT LEAF 2-like. Bases 307 to 2130 code for a protein of 607 amino acids. Lineage: Eukaryota; Viridiplantae; Streptophyta; Magnoliopsida; Malvales; Malvaceae. The record is from RefSeq and is a predicted model, not a curated record. The transcript has 5 exons.